Molecule: messenger RNA, 6137 nt
Organism: Tachysurus fulvidraco (yellow catfish)
Lineage: Eukaryota; Metazoa; Chordata; Actinopteri; Siluriformes; Bagridae
Gene: fbxl3b
Product: F-box and leucine-rich repeat protein 3b
Exons: 6
Coding region: 353-1684 (443 amino acids)
Biological process (GO): SCF-dependent proteasomal ubiquitin-dependent protein catabolic process; entrainment of circadian clock by photoperiod; G2/M transition of mitotic cell cycle
Cellular component (GO): cytosol; nucleus; SCF ubiquitin ligase complex
Molecular function (GO): protein binding
Source: RefSeq, a predicted model, not a curated record
UGAUGCAUUGCUCUCGCAAAGCACAACACAUCGCCAUUUUCAGCGAUGCUGGAGCUUUGACUGGAACAGCAAAGUAAAUAGGUCACAAGAUCGAAGAAAGGAAAAUUAAGGAACAUUGUCGACCAACGACGGCUUUUAUUCGCCCAUCUCAAUGCCCUGAACCCUCUGACUGAGAGCCAAUGAUCAGGUGUUCAGCUCGAAUGAAGUGUUUCAGCUUAGAUGUGAUUAUUAACAGCCUUUUAAUUCGGACUUUAACAUAAAUCAGCUCCCUGGUUCUUGGACUGCACUUUUUGUCUUCAGGAGGGCAUAUCGUUUGAUCAGCCUCCGCUGGACGUGCUCAUCCUCAGCCAGAAUGAAAAGAGGGCAGAAGAGAGGAGAUCAACAGGAGGAUGAAGGAGGCCCAAGUCUUGGUUUCCCAGAAACCUGCAAAAAGCUUUGUAUAGAGGGUUCUGAGGAACAGCUGCAAGAUCAGGGGAGCUGCGACUCGGAGAGCAGAGUAGACUGGGGCUGCCUGCCUCAGGAGAUCCUGCUGCAGAUUUUCCAGUACCUGCCCUUGCUGGAUCGGGCAUUUGCCUCACAGGUGUGCAGGGGGUGGAAUGAAGCAUUCCACAUGCCUGAGCUCUGGAGGUGCUUUGAGUUUGAGCUCAACCAACCAGCCAGCUCUUACUUGAAGGCCACACACCCAGACCUCAUCAAGCAAAUCAUCAAGAGACACUCCAACCACCUUCAAUAUGUCAGUUUCAAGGUCGACAGUAGCACGGAGUCUGCAGAAGCAGCCUGCGAUAUCUUGUCUCAGCUGGUGAACUGCUCGCUCAAGACCUUAGGGCUUAUAUCCACAGCUAGACCCAGCUUCAUGGAGUUGCCUAAGUCUCAUUUCAUCUCAGCCCUGACUGUGGUUUUUGUAAACUCCAAGUCCUUGUCCUCACUGAAGAUUGAUGACACACCAGUAGAUGAUCCGUCACUCAAAGUUCUUGUAGCCAAUAACAGCGACACCCUCAAGCUGCUGAAGAUGAGCAGCUGCCCUCACGUCUCACCUGCAGGCAUUCUUUGUGUGGCUGACCAGUGCCAUGGCCUACGUGAGCUAGCACUAAACUACCAUCUGCUGAGUGACGAGCUGCUACUGGCAUUGUCAUCUGAGCGUCAUGUGCACCUAGAGCAUCUACGGAUUGAUGUGGUGAGUGAGAACCCAGGGCAGAUGCAGUUCCAUACCAUCAAGCGCAGCAGCUGGGAGGCAAUGGUUCGCCACUCACCCAAGUUCAGCCUUGUCAUGUACUUCUUUCUGUAUGAGGAUGAGUUUGGGCCAUUCUUCUGUGAUGAGGUGCCUGUGACACACCUCUAUUUCGGCCGCUCUGUGAGCAAGGAGGUGCUGGGCCGUGUGGGGAUGACAUGCCCUCGCUUGAUUGAGCUAGUUGUGUGUGCCAACGGCCUGAGACCUCUUGAUGAGGAGCUCAUCCGAAUUGCUGAGCGCUGUCAGCAUCUGUCAGCCAUUGGCCUAGGGGAGUGUGAAGUCUCCUGCAGUGCAUUUGUGGAGUUUGUGAAGAUGUGCGGCCGCCGUCUCUCUCAGCUCUCUAUUAUGGAAGAGGUGUUAGUCCCGGACCACAAAUAUGGCCUGGACGACAUCCACUGGGAGGUGUCAAAGCAUUUGGGCCGUGUUUGGUUCCCUGAUAUGAUGCCCACCUGGUAGGGUACAGCCACUCCCCUGUGCAUGGGUUUUGCUCACAUCUGCAAACCAAGCCUUGCUCUACCAACAACUUAUUCAGUUCAUAAAGGAGUGAAUAUUCCUGGAGAAAUGACACAUUUUACAGAAUUUGCAGUAUUACUUGGAGGCUUUUAGUUUAAAUUUUACACUGCAGCUUUAACCAAGUGUCACUACAAAUAACAGCCUACUAAAUUGUCAAGUGUGAACUGAAAUACAUGUUAGUAAUCUAUUGAAUAUUUAUAUUUAAGUCUGUAAGCUGAUUUAACUCUAAAUUAUUAUCCUUUUGUCAUUCUGAAUAUCACAGUAGUAUUACUGACAUGCUUUUUUAAAUUUUAAAGGCACUUUACCAGUAAAUCCCAAACAUUUAAACAUUUUAUUUAUAUGGUACAAAUAAGAGAUGGGUUUCUAUUUUUAUAUAAUCCCCAAAUUAUUCCAAUUUGACAAAGCUUGCUUCUUUUACCCUUUUUAUUUCUGUCUAGAAUGUGUAAAUCAUCCUCAGAAGAGUGUCCCUUUUCCUUGUUUCAGGUAGCUUUGUCAUCACAGUAGUAUUGUCACCUCUCAGCUGCAAGGUCCUGGGUUUGAUCCUGAGAUGGAGUUACUGUCGGGCCUGAGUUUUGCAUGUUUUCCCCAAGUAAGAGAGAAUGAGUGCGAGUGUGUCUAGAACAGUGUCUUGUUCAUUCCAAUCACUAAUACAUUCCAACUUAUUAUUCCAAUUUUCUUGUUGGCUAUCUAGUUGGACAGUUUAAAUGUCUGUUGGAACACAUGUUUUAUGCAGAUUUAAGAUUAAAAACAUAGUUGUAUCUCUCAAUAGCUAUAUCUCUUAAAUGUGUUUCCUUUUAGUGUAUUUUAUAGCCCUACCUUAAUACCCUGCCAUCUGAUUUUGGGUUAGAGCAGCAAAAACAUAUUUCUCUGAUACAUCUUAGCUUCUCUUGAUAAUUCUACCAGCAGAUAGAGCUACCAAUGUCUUCACUAGCAAAACAAACAAGUUUAAAUAAAAAAAUUUAAAAGUGGUUUAUCAUGGCUGUGUAGGUUAAUUUCAUUUAUAGCUUAGAAUUUAUAUUUAUUUCAUCUUCUGACUUCAGUGCUUAAGCGUUCCUGAGCUUAUUAAUAAUUAAUCAUUAAAAAUAAAUUUGACUAAACACUAAUAUUAGUGAUUGCAGCUACAGUGAGUAUUAAACAGCGUCUACUAUUUUUUUUUUACUGCUGUAAUUAUGUAACUUGACAUUUUAUGUAUGUCUGAUCACGCUACCGUCUCCCUUCCCUUCUUGGCAAUACUUUGCUCAUACAUAGCAGCCUGCAAUGCAACAUGUUAUAGACAGCAGGCAUGAUAAGACAGUGGCUUAUUGCACACAGUCCCAAAGGCUUACCUUACACCCAGUGUUCCUGGGAUAGGCUCAGGCUCCACUGUGACCCUGAUCAGCAUAAAGAGUUUACUGAAAGUGAGUGCACUGUACAUGUACAUGCUCUAAUGAAAUUGUUUUCUGAGCAUGUUACGCAGUUUGAAAUACAUGUAUUAUGAAUCUCUUUUAAUUAAAAACCCAAUUUGCAUACAUUUUUAAAUUUUUUUCCUCUGAUGUUUGCACUAUUUAUGAAUAUAUAACAUUUAACUUGAGCCAGUAAAGUUUUUUUGUCGUCAUUUUUACUAAUUGUUUUCUAAUAGGUAAUAGAAAUCAAUUAGCAAACACUGACUAAUGAGUUGUUUUUCUAUUCUGUUCUCCUUUCUAUAUUCAAAAUAACCAAGUGUCUUGUACAUCUUCCACUGUGAUCUCUCUGAAAAGAAGUGGCAUGUUUUUGUCAUUUUGUCAAGUGAUUUAAAUAGACAUUUCCAGUAAUAAAUACUUUGAUACUAAAAUCAAUACUAAAUACUAUUAUGACCCAUUUAACUUCACUUACAUGAUUGAGAACCUUCAAAGCCCUUCUGAAUAAUGUUUUAUUUAUGUACACAUAGAAACUUUCCUCUGCUCACUUUUUAUGUUGAUUUUAUUUAUUGUUUUGUAUAUUUUAUUGUUUGUUUCUUUUUAGCUUUUAACCAUAAGUCAUGUGAAAAUUUUAUGCUUCACAUGAAGAUGACUUUUUCCAGCAAAUCAAUGUCAGGUUGCAUAAUGAUGAACCUUAUCCAUUGGCAUUUCAGUCUUGCUUUUUGUGGCUUUUGAUAAAUGUUUCUAAAAGAAGUUUGCAAGAUGGAACAGAGUAGCACAGAUAUUCAAGGUAAGGUUUCAGAGAGUAAGAACUGAAUUAUGGGGUAUAUUUUACUUUGAAAGUUUAUGGGUAUUUCGAGGUGAGAAUUUGAUUACUUAACGUGAACAAUGCAAUCGUUCUCAACGGUACUGAGAUUUUUGAUCAAUAACACAUUCAUUAAUUCAAACCAUACUGCUGUUUAAGGAAAAAAAUGUAACUGUAAUAGUAAUACUACUAUUAAUACUAUUAAUACUACUAUUAAUAUCCCCUAUAAUAGUAAUCACUAGUAAUAUCCCCUGAAUCAGAGACCAGAGUUCUGUUUACCUAUUAUAAUACAUUGGUCAACUCAACAUUUUUAAUGAGAAGCAAAAGUAGGCAGCAGUAUGUGGCUAUGUAGAAUGUUAUUGAAUGUUAUUUUCUUUUUGACUAGAAAUUAUUUUCUAAAAUGUCACAAUGUGCUGUCAGGUGUUUAUGCUGUCAGGUGUAUAUGUGUUUUCCUGCGGUCUAUAUCCACCAGACAACUAUGAAUAUUCUUGUGUUUGCAAUCAACACUUUAAACUGUGGACUAUGAAAGAUGUUUGAAAGAAGAAUCACUGGGUCUUUUGACAACUAUGCUUAAGAAAAAUCAGAUUUGGUCCGUAUUUAGUAUAAAAUGGAGAGCAGAUCUCAGAAGAAGUAGCUAAUCACCUCUAGCAAAUACUUGUCUCACUUAUGCAACUACUAGUAAGAUGGCUCCUAACGUCAUGAACACAGGAACCACUGCAUGCACCAAUACACUUAAUGUUAAUUUGGCUCCUCAUCCUUGAGACCUUUCUGUCACUUGAAUCAUCCAUAAGCUCCAUUUCAAUAAGUACAUACAAAACAAAGCGAUUGUUUAUUAGCAGUACCCACAACCCAAUUACAUCUUUCUCCCCACAUUUCCCACACAACCAUUGUAGUUGUUCUAAUUUUUUGCAUCCACCUCUAAGCUAUGUAAUCUGGAAGGAGUUUCUCUAGUAUUUUAAUCCAGAAAAUCCUGCUGCAAAACGACUGCAUCAUUGCUGGAAGUGCUGGUAGGCAUGUAUGUAACAGAUAGAUCAUUGGUUUUAAAAGUAGGAUGUAAAAUGAUCACAGUAGUCCACUUAAGACUUUAGAUGAGAGCCAACAGCCAGGUUAGUCCAAAAGGAAAGAAAAGCACCAAUCAUCAACCAUGUUUCCAUAUUCUUUUCACACGUGAAAAUCUUUGCUGGAUUUUAUGGAGGCUCAGGUUUUAUGUAUGUAACAGAAAAAAAACUAGUCACUUUUAGGUAGAUUGCCAAAUCUCAAAAGAUACAUUAAAGUUUAAGUUUAUUAAGUUUGUUUAAGUAAUGUUUAUUAAACAUUUAACAGAGUCAUACCAAAUGUUUUAUUAUAACUAUUUCCUUCCAUAUUUGGGAAAGGGACUUUGUACUUUCUUACUGAAUAUUAGAAACUUUAUUUUUAUACCAUGCAGAACUAUUUUGCUGUUUAUAUGACAUUUUCUUGUCUCAUAUACAGAUAAACUGACAACUGUAUAAAAGUUGCAUGGUGUGACAUCAGUAGAUUGAGAUCUGUAAUGCAGGUAGCUAAUAUUCAUUCGGAGUUCCUUAUAGGCGUGUGAUGCUCUUAUAUGGAUCAACUUUGCCACUCCUUCUGCUCUUAUUCCUGAUUUUUCUUCUUCAAAAGCGGUAGAAAAUGAAUGAAUGAAUGAAUUCCACACUGAAUUAAAGCACUUUUACAGCAGCAUGCAAGGAGCACCAUGAGCAGCUAAAGUUCUAUAAAUUACUUGCAGGACCUUAUGGCUUUCUCACAGCCUUAGAUUUUUAUUGGUCUUUACCAUGAAAGCUGGUAGUAUGUUUUAGCCAAACAUCAUUUUGUAUCUUUCAAUUUACCCUGAAUUCUAGCCCCUCUUUAAAUCAAUGCACAUGUCCCUCAUUUUGUUUAGUGUGAUUAUAAGUAUAAUUAGAGAUUUGUGUUUACUUUUCAAAUCAUUCUGCCAUGCACUUUAUUUGGAGUUGUAAUGCUCACAUGUACAAGUAAUAUAUUUAAGCUUGUUCCAAAGGAUAACUGUGUACUCAUGAUUUCUUUAAUGCAUUUUUUAGCCAAAUACCUUUGUGUAUAUUACUUUAAAGCAUUUUUAAGCAGAAAAGGGCACUUGAUGUCAUGAAAAUGUUUUUGUUGUAUUGAAGUAAAUGUUGUGAAUGUAAUUGUAAAUGUCAUUUUAUUUGUAUUAAAAUAUAUAACAACUUCUACUGAAAAUCUA